AUGAAACCCAGCGGCCUCAUCAUCCUGCUGAGCAUGGGCUCCCGAAUCCCACUCGCAGCCAGCACAACCACUUGUCCAGCUCCGAGUCUAUCCCAUCCGCCACUUGCAUCCAGCCCUUCCGCCCCGUCGAUGCCUUUGCCGUCAAAAUGGAAAGGCCCAACUCUCCUCGCAGCGUUACCAGCGGUUGAGCAUCGGCUCCCAUCAGCCUCAAUACAGGCCGCCGAUCCUCUCGAACUGUUCGAAUCGUGUCCCCUGGCCUUCAACAGCAGCCAACUGUGGCCACAGCCCAUCUCGCUGGCUUCCCAUCGUCAUCUCCAACAGUCACCUUCGGGAUUCCCUGCACAAUAUCCGUCUCCAUCGCAUCGCCCCCUCCAGGCGCCUUGGCCUCGCCUCCCUCAAAGCGACAGCGCCCGUGCGCUUCGAGACAGCGACAACACCCAAUCGAUCCACGACAGCCGCGACUGCUACGGCUCCAACAACUGCAACAGCUGCGACGACUGCGACGACUGCGACGACUCUGGGGACUGCACCCUCAACAGCCAUGAAAAUCGAUGCAGCCAUCGCCACGAUAUGCCUGCAGCUGCAGUCAGCACGGCCAGCACGGCCAGCAUUCCUGUCCCGCCCAACUCAACCGACCCCUCAUACGGAGCACCCGCUCGAACACCUCCCUCCAUCACAGGCCUUCAUCUGCACCGCUUCAUCACGGACCUGCGUCGAUGGCGCCUGUGGAUCUCGCAGUCGCAGUCCGAGCAAUUCUACGACCUCAUGCUGCUCGUGCUGCUCGUCUUUUGGUGCGGCGGCACUCUCAUCCGCGGCUGGAACAGCGAAUAUUCGCACUCGUUUGGGUGGGGCCUCAAGACGGACGGGCUGGAGACGAGCACAGAGGCAGCACCCAGCGACCCGGUCGACACUGAGGCUCCGAGCGAACUGGCGCUUCAGAGCGCCAUGCGAGUUCUCGAGGCACGGUACAUCUGCCAAGGACGAUAUCGGCGGAAUCUCUGGAGGGUAUAG
Messenger RNA from Polychytrium aggregatum, 1011 nucleotides. RefSeq lists its product as uncharacterized. The transcript has a single exon. NCBI's taxonomy places the organism in Eukaryota, Fungi, Chytridiomycota, Chytridiomycetes, Polychytriales. The record is from RefSeq and is a predicted model, not a curated record. Bases 1 to 1011 code for a protein of 336 amino acids.